UGAAACUGAGAUGACAUACCUGAUGCUUAUUAUUGAAGAUAUUAGCCGUACUUCUUUGUUUGACAAAACUUACUGGUAUAUCUUAAAGAAUAACAUUUUCCUUGUGCAGGCCUGGGUUACUACUAUCUCGUUGGCUAUUUGUAACGAUUUUGAUCUGCUCGAAAUGCUGAAGAAGGAAGAAGAAAUGCUUUCUUCUAUAAAGGAGAAACAGCUAAAGGAAGGGGAAAGGGAAUUUUCUGAGGCUAUCCUUGAUGAUCGUACCAAGAAAGCAGAGGCAUGGCAUCGUGAUGCUGCAGCUCGUUCACGUUAUACACAACCUGCAGCACCUAUCACAUGUGCUACAUUUGCUCAAGAUGUUAUAGAAGGAAGGGAAAAUGUUUCGCAGGCACAUGACCACGAACACCAGCCAAUGAUCUUUGGACCACAAAGUCUUAUAUGCGGAAGCCUAACAAGUGAGAGGGAAAGGAUGGCAGCACAGGUUUUCCAACCUGCUUAUAGGUAA
This is a messenger RNA of Hibiscus syriacus, 502 nucleotides long. RefSeq names its product PP2A regulatory subunit TAP46-like. Gene Ontology annotation, molecular function: protein phosphatase 2A binding. The transcript is spliced from 3 exons. Gene Ontology annotation, biological process: regulation of signal transduction; regulation of dephosphorylation. Gene Ontology annotation, cellular component: cytosol. Lineage: Eukaryota; Viridiplantae; Streptophyta; Magnoliopsida; Malvales; Malvaceae. The coding region runs from base 11 to 502 and encodes 163 amino acids. The record is from RefSeq and is a predicted model, not a curated record.